This is a messenger RNA of Lachancea mirantina, 1062 nucleotides long. NCBI's taxonomy places the organism in Eukaryota, Fungi, Ascomycota, Saccharomycetes, Saccharomycetales, Saccharomycetaceae. The record is from the annotation of a GenBank genome assembly.
AUGAGUCAACUCCAUCGGUAUGCACCCGUGCUGGCUUCCAAAGGCCUUAUCGAUGCCGUGGGAAAUACCCCGUUGAUCAGAUUAAAUCGCAUUUCCGAGCGAUUAGGGCGCAACGUUUUUGGUAAAUCCGAGUUCCAGAACCCUGGAGGCUCUGUCAAGGACCGAGCAGCUUUGUACCUUAUUGAGCAAGCCGAAAAAGAGGGUUUAAUUGAUCCUAGUCGUCCCGGAACAAUUGUUGAAGGUUCUGCUGGAAACACUGCAAUCGGUUUGGCUCAUAUUGCGCGUUCCAAGGGCUACAAUUCGGUAUUUUACAUGCCCAACACGCAGUCGCAAGCUAAGAUCAAUCUUUUGAGAUAUCUAGGUGCUGAAGUGUAUCCAGUGCCCGUUUGUCCCAUCACAGAUCCUAAAAAUUUCAAUAAUCAGGCCAGAGACCAUGCCAAACGACUAGAUAAUGCAGUUUGGACGGAUCAAUUUGAUAACGACGCUAACUGGAAAGCACAUUACGAAACUACUGGCCCUGAAAUUCUGUCACAACUCGAAUCUGCUGGUUUGAAAUGUGACGCUUUUACAUGCUCUACUGGUACCGGAGGUACUUUCACCGGAGUUGCCAAGUAUCUCGAAGAACAAACGCAGGGAAAUUGUAAAUUGGUUGUCUCUGAUCCACCAGGAUCUUGUAUAUAUUCUUACGUGAAGACUGGCAAGCUGGAUCGUGAGGGUUCCUCGUUCACGGAAGGUAUCGGACAAGGCAGAAUUACUGGAAAUCUCGAGAAAUCGGUGAAUAUUAUCGACGACGCAGUUUUCGUUCCGGAUUCAAGUAGUAUCGAGAUGCUGUUUCAACUUUUGGACGAGGAAGGGCUCUUUUUAGGUGGUACUUCCGCUUUGAACGUUGUCGCUGCUUGCGAGGUGGCCAAGGUAUUACCCGAGGGUAGUAAUGUAGUCACCAUAUUGUGUGACACUGGACACAAGUAUGCCGAUAGGGUCUUUUCCAAGAAAUGGCUUAUCGAAAAGGGUCUUUACGACGCAAUUCCAUCGUCGCUGAAAAAAUACGUAAUCCUUGAGUGA